Messenger RNA from Syngnathus typhle (broad-nosed pipefish), 5406 nucleotides. It is a transcript of the gene grk3, whose product is annotated as G protein-coupled receptor kinase 3. NCBI's taxonomy places the organism in Eukaryota, Metazoa, Chordata, Actinopteri, Syngnathiformes, Syngnathidae. The transcript is spliced from 22 exons. The record is from RefSeq and is a predicted model, not a curated record. Gene Ontology annotation, biological process: regulation of signal transduction; G protein-coupled receptor signaling pathway; protein phosphorylation. Gene Ontology annotation, molecular function: G protein-coupled receptor kinase activity; ATP binding; G protein-coupled receptor binding. The coding region runs from base 1496 to 3628 and encodes 710 amino acids.
CCUCUUCCGCCGCAGUGGGAGGAAGUGAAGGCACCAGAAACGGCUGCAGCAGCAGCAGCCGCCGCCGCCGCGCCAUCGAACGAAAAUUGACCAAAACACGCAGGAUAGCAGCUGUUGCCACUGCCGCCGAGACAUGUUCGCUACCGGAACCGGGCAGCGACCAGCAUCUGCUUGGUGAGCCCGACGGAUAAAACCGAAUCCCAGCCACGGAACCCGAGCCGGACAGAGGCGCCCCCAGCUCGGCCAGCCGUUCGGAAGGAGUCGCGCGCGGGGAGCUGGCGGAGCACGAAGCCCCCCCUACCCCACCCCUAGACUUCCCUCCCGUGUGUCGGUCGGGACGCGGCCGCCCAAAGCCCCGGUGGUCUCCCAGGUGCCCUCCGCCCUUUGCUCUUUUUUAAACAUUCUCAUUCUUCUCGCCGCCAUUUGCGUCGCGGAGGCAGGCAAAGUUGAGCAAGUAAAGUGCAGCCUCUCGUCGCCCCUGAAGCUCCCCAAAGCGCCAUGGAAGCUGUCUGGCCCCGUUGACGUCGCUUGGGACGCCCGCGCGUUUUGCAGGCCGCCCGAUUCCCCCCCAAACCGAACACAUACGUCGAGCUGCCUGCCUGCCUGCCUGCCGGGUAGCCCGCUAGCCUAGCGUGUUAGCUCGGCGGCAAGCUUUUUUUCAGUGGCAAUCUUUAUUGACAAAUUGUGCUCAGCACGCGACGCUAUCGAGGCGGGCGACGGCGCCUUAGCAUCCUGGCUAGCCCCGAUGCUAAGGCAACAUCGCCGUCGUAACGUUUAGCUUCUUGGCUAGCCGCGUGCUAACGAGCUCAGCGAGCAUCGCUGUCGUUCGUGUUUAGCAUCCUGACGCGAGCUCGCAAGAAGGACCAGGCUCGUUACGCGGCCCGGGAGGCGAAGUCGGUGCGGGCAGGACUGACUGACUGACUGACUGAUUGACUGAUUGACGGACUCACUGACUGACUGACGGACGGACUGACUGUUUGUGGAAUGCAAACGAGGCUCCCUCGCGCGUGUUUACUCGCUGGGGGACAUUUGCUUUACGACGAGAAUCUUUUCUAUUUUUUCCUUUUUUUGGGGGGUUGCUUUAAAGGCGCAGCAGCUGGCGGAUCUUUUCAGCUUCUCGACCGGAGCAAACGCGCACCGUGUGAAAAAGCGUCCGCCCGCCCGCCCGCCAGCAGCUCGGCCGGCCGGCCGGCGUGGACCUUGUCUUCGGGGCUUGAAAGGAGACACAUGCUGUAUCGAGCCGCCAGGAUCCCUCAGGGCACUUAAUGGGAUUACGAGAUCGCCGAUUGAACAUUCGCUGAAGACCGCCAGCGGCAUGACACGGUGAGCAAGCCGCGGACAUUCGCAGGAACUCAGUCCAGCCCAGCAGCAGGAGCAGCGGCAGCAGCAGCAGCAGCAACAACAAAACGCCCCCCCCCCCCACCCCCCAGAUGCUGGUCCCAUCUGGCGUCGGAGGAGCCCCGCGUUUGUGAACGACUGUCGAGCAAGCGUGAAGAUGGCUGACCUGGAGGCUGUGCUGGCUGACGUCAGCUACUUGAUGGCGAUGGAGAAAAGCAAGUCGACCCCUGCCGCCAGAGCCAGCAAGAAGAUCAUCCUGCCCGAGCCCAGCAUCCGCAGCGUGAUGCAGAAAUAUCUGGAGGAGCGUGACGAGCUCACCUUUGACAAGAUCUUCAACCAGAAGAUUGGCUUCCUGCUCUUCAAGGACUUUUGCACCAACGAGAUCGACGAGGCCGUCCCGCAGCUCAAGUUCUAUGAGGAAAUCAAAGAGUACGAGAAGCUGGACUCGGAGGAGGAAAGACUCAGUCGCAGUCGUCAGAUCUACGACGGCUACAUCAUGAAGGAGCUGCUGUCGUGUUCGCACGUGAGGACCCGCCCGCUGCCCUUCUCCAAAAAAGCCGUGGACCACGUCCAGGGUCAUCUGGCCAAGAAGCUGGUCCCCCCCGCCCUUUUCCAGCCCUACAUCGUGGAGAUCUGCGACAGCCUGCGGGGGAGCAUCUUCCUCAAAUUCAUCGAGAGCGACAAGUUCACCAGAUUUUGCCAGUGGAAGAACGUGGAGCUCAACAUCCACCAGCUGACAAUGAACGACUUCAGCGUCCACCGCAUCAUCGGCCGCGGCGGCUUCGGCGAAGUGUACGGAUGCAGGAAGGCCGACACGGGAAAGAUGUACGCCAUGAAGUGUCUGGAUAAGAAGCGCAUCAAGAUGAAGCAGGGCGAGACGCUGGCGCUCAACGAGAGGAUCAUGCUGUCGCUCGUCAGCACGGGGGACUGCCCGUUCAUCGUGUGCAUGACGUACGCCUUCCACACGCCCGACAAGCUCUGCUUCAUCCUGGACCUCAUGAAUGGCGGCGACCUGCACUACCACCUGUCGCAGCACGGCGUCUUCAGCGAGAAGGAAAUGCGCUUCUACGCCGCCGAGAUCAUCCUGGGCCUGGAGCACAUGCACAACCGCUUUGUGGUCUACAGGGACCUGAAGCCCGCCAACAUCCUGCUGGACGAGCACGGUCACGUCCGCAUCUCCGACCUGGGCCUUGCCUGCGACUUCUCCAAGAAGAAACCGCACGCCAGCGUGGGCACCCACGGCUACAUGGCCCCCGAGGUUCUGCAGAAGGGGACGGCGUACGACAGCAGCGCCGAUUGGUUCUCGCUGGGCUGCAUGCUCUUCAAGCUCCUUCGAGGGCACAGCCCGUUCAGGCAGCACAAGACCAAAGACAAACACGAGAUCGACAGGAUGACGCUGACCAUGAACGUGGAGCUCCCCGACUCGUUCACCGCGGAACUGAAGGAACUCCUGGAAGGGCUCCUGCAGCGCGACGUUUCCAAGAGGCUGGGCUGCCAGGGACGAGGAGCUUCGGAGGUCAAGGGACAUCCCUUCUUCAAGGGCCUGGACUGGCAGCAGGUCUACCUGCAGAAGUACUCGCCGCCGCUCAUCCCGCCCAGAGGAGAAGUCAACGCCGCCGACGCCUUCGACAUCGGCUCCUUUGACGAGGAGGACACCAAGGGCAUCAAGCUGCUGGACAGCGACCAGGAGCUGUACAAGAACUUCCCGCUGGUCAUUUCCGAGCGUUGGCAACAGGAAGUGGCCGAGACGGUCUACGACGCCGUCAACUCGGACACGGACAAGAACGAGGCCCGCAAGAGGGCCAAGAACAAACAGCUGGGACACGAGGAAGACUACGCGCUGGGCAAGGAUUGCAUCAUGCACGGCUACAUGCUGAAGUUGGGGAACCCCUUCCUCACGCAGUGGCAGAGGCGCUACUUUUAUCUCUUCCCCAACCGCGUGGAGUGGCGGGGAGAGGGGGAGUCACGGGAAACAUGGCUGGCCAAACACUUGACGCAACUCAAAGACUCGCAAAACCUUCUGACCAUGGAGCAAAUCGUCUCGGUGGAGGAGACGCAGAUUAAAGACAAGAAGUGCAUCCUGCUGCGCAUUAAAGGAGGCAAGCAGUUUGUGCUGCAGUGUGAGAGCGACCCCGAGUUGGUGCAGUGGAAGAAGGAGCUGACGGAGGCCUUCAGCGAAGCUCAGAAGUUGCUGCGCCGCGCGCCCAAAGUCAUCGGCAAGAGUCGCACCGCCGGAGUGGUGGAGCUCUCCAAACCCCCCCUCACGCACCGCAACAGCAACGGCCUGUGAACACACACACACACACACACACACACACACACAUGCACUCACUCACUCACUCACUCACUCACACACUCACUCUCACACAAACAAACACACACUAGCUCAUUUUUCCCGCCGGUCGUGGAGCGGAAGCAGCAUGUGAAGAACUUUGCAUGAAGCCCCACCGCCUCAGCGGGACACCCGUAACAUCCCUGCCCUCCCAUCAUUGAAGCAAAGGCCGCAGGGGGCAUCGGACACCCCUGGCCGGCCCCGCCCCGCCCCGCCCCUCUCUCUCCGUGUAUUCCAAGUGCAUCAAGUGCCAACUCUUACUCACGGGGCGGGUGGAACAUUCCGCUGCGGGAAGCAGGAAGUGGACGGACUGGAGAGCUGUCCCUGCAGCCUCUCGCUAUACAAACUGAUACUUGUAUAUUUGUCGUCAGUGUUUGCAUCAACAGCUGUGGGGGGGGGGGGGGGGCUGGCUGACUGGGACAGGAAGUAGUCACAAGUAGCGGCGCCGUUUGCCCUCCAAAAAAGGGAAGUGAGCUCUGAAAGGCGGCGAGCGGAGUGACGCCCAGCGCUAGCCAGCCACGUUAGCCACCUAGCCAAUGCUAAGAAACCCCCGAGAGCUUGUCGCUCUUCGUCCGAUGCUUUGUCGACAAUGUCCUAGAAUGUUGCACAACAUGCGGUGCCGGCCGGUUACCAGAAGGUAACAGAGCAUUCCGGUGUCGAGUAGGGUACCUUCACCUCGUGCGGUGCGAGCGACAAAAGCGGUCCGUCCCGUGACCGUUGGGUGUCGAGGGUCCAAACAUUCCGACGUGUACUCCAAUGUCCUGAGACGUUCUCCCGGAAUGUUCUCGCGCCUUGCCGCAGCGCGGUCAAAGGCCACCGCAAGCUCCCAAUGAACGUUUUGCAAUGACAGCGGCCGGCCCAUAAUAUGUACGUCCGUACGCGCGCACGCAGGCCGCCAUCUCCAUCAGCAAAUAUUCCGCAAUAUCAUCGUCGUCGUGCGUUUCCCACCAUCCUAAAACAUCCGAGAUGUCGUCGUCAAAUGUUGUAGCGGAGUCCAAAAUAAAGAGUCUGGAAUGAUGUGCAGCAUUCUAGAAUGUUUUUUUUUUCACAACAACCUGGGAAGGACAUUGGAGUGGUACAAUCUGUUAAGAUUGCGCAAUCCCAAUGCAAACAAGACUGCCUGCCUGUCGCGGGACUUUCAGGCUUUGGAACGCUCGAUCGAGGCUGUCCGACAUUCCAGGAUGAGUGCUCUACCGCAUUCCAAGUCUUUCCCAGUGUUCUCCGGGCUGCUGCCGUCGGCACGGCCCGAGGACUUUGUGAGCGUGGUUAGCCUGACGAGUGUUUAGCUAGCACGCGCUCGCCAGCUCACCCGCUUGUAGGAUCGGUUUGUGGGUUAGGGUUGAGCGGCGCCAAGGGUGCUCGCCUCUCAAAACGACUUGACUUUUGGAGCAUUUGCGCGCCUUUUUCUAGCAUCGCCUGCUAACUCGCUACAUGCUAGUCUCAAUGUGCCAAACGGAGCCAGCGGGACCAGAUGGCGGCCUCGGGAAGCCAAACCGUGACCAAUCGGGCGCCAUCGUCGCCCCCUUGACGCUGUCCGGACGUGACGGGAGCACAGCGACGAAAUUCAAGCUUAAUUAAAUGAGACGAAAAGAAAUAUAUGUGUAUAAGAAAGCUUUGGGUUUAUUUAAGAGAUUUUAUGUAGGGAAAAGCGGAGAAAAUCGGGGGAAUUUUAUUGUGAUUUUUCUUUCAGAUGUUUGUGGUGAUCAAUCUUGCACAUAAAGACUUUCAGAACAAAA